This is a messenger RNA of Ceratotherium simum simum (southern white rhinoceros), 523 nucleotides long. The record is from RefSeq and is a predicted model, not a curated record. Lineage: Eukaryota; Metazoa; Chordata; Mammalia; Perissodactyla; Rhinocerotidae.
CCACCUCUCAGGACUCCCAGCCCUCUGCUCCUGGCCCUCCCACACACACCCACCAUCCUCCUGUCCCAUCCUAGGUCUUGUUUCCUAAGGGCAGGGUUGCACUCUCACAUUGCCAUGGUGACCCCCACCCAUCACCCCGGGGUUAGCCCGGGUCCUGCUGCUCAGGCGGCCUGACCUUGUCCCUGCCCCAGCCCUGAGCAGGAAGGAGAGUUUCCUGCUCCUCUCCCUGCACAACCGCCUGCGCAGCCGGGUCCACCCCCCCGCGGCCAACAUGCAGAGAAUGGACUGGAGCGAGAGCCUGGCCCAGUGGGCUCAGGCCAGGGCGGCCCUCUGUGGUGGCCCGGCCCCAAGCCCGGUGUCGGCUCCCUGGGCCGCCCCACAAGUGGGCUGGAACGUGCAGCUGCUGCCGGUGGGCUCAGCGUCCUUUGUCCACGUGGUGGGCUUGUGGUUCGCAGAGGGGCAGCGGUACAGCCAUGCAGCAGCAGAGUGUGCCCGCAACGCCACCUGCACCCACUACACUCAG